Molecule: messenger RNA, 1568 nt
Organism: Gracilinanus agilis (Agile Gracile Mouse Opossum)
Lineage: Eukaryota; Metazoa; Chordata; Mammalia; Didelphimorphia; Didelphidae
Gene: DMAC2
Product: distal membrane arm assembly component 2
Exons: 6
Coding region: 6-836 (276 amino acids)
Biological process (GO): SCF-dependent proteasomal ubiquitin-dependent protein catabolic process
Cellular component (GO): SCF ubiquitin ligase complex
Source: RefSeq, a predicted model, not a curated record
CCAACAUGGCGGCGCCCAGGGCGCUUCUUCGAGCUUGCUGCUUUGCCUCAUGGAGAGGAGGGCCCUUCAGGACCUUGAGCAGCCAGAGUAGCUUGGGCAGAGGCCCUAACCCUAAAUAUGACCUGAGUCAGCGUGGCCCUGACUCCAGGCAGGGACUGUUGGCCAGCAUGGCUUCCCGAUUCUAUGAUGUGGAGCAACUUCGAGAAUGGAUUUUCAGUUUCUGGAGCUGGAACCUAUAUAGGAAAAACAUGACCUUCAGUAACACAUCGAAACACUUUGGCCCCAAUGUAGCAGCCGCCCACUUUGUCCUGACCCAAGGGGGAGCUGUCAGGUUCCAAGGGCAGGAGUGGAUCCACUCCUGUGACAUUCACCAAUUCCUUCAGAACUGUUCUCAGCUCAAGACGCUGCUCCUGGAGGAGGUGGAUGCCAGCGGCUGUGCCAUCAACUACUAUGGACUGGAAAACCUGGUGUUCCUGCCAGCGCUGAGGUCUCUGAGGCUGUGUGGCUGCCCCCACGUGGAUGACUGGUGCCUGAGCCGCCUGUACUCUCUAGGCAGCUGCCUGCGGGAGCUCUCGCUGGCUGGCUGUCCCCUUGUCACCGAGAGAGGCCUGGCCUGUCUCCACCACCUGGGGAACCUGCAGCGUCUGGACAUCUCCAACCUCCCAGCCGUGUCCAAUAAGGGCUUAACCCGGAUUCUGGUGGAAGAGAUGCUGCCGGCCUGUGAGGUGGUCGGGUCGGACUAUGCCGAAGGGCUGGAGCUCCCCUCCGAGGAAGAGAGGAAGGCCCAGGAGAAAGCAGCAGGGUGGCCGGCCCCCUCUGGUCUGACGCCUGCUUAGACGCGCUGGGCGCCCAGCACCCAAGGGACAGAGCCAGCCCCAGGCUUCUGCCUCUGGGGUUACCAAGGAUUGGGGGGACAUGGCCUUCCCCUGCACCCCUGAAUUAAUUGGGGGGCCAGAGGGGUUCCCUACCAUCUCUGCCCAUGCAAUUGUCCCCGGAGUUUCUGCCUCCCCGGCCUCCACUCAGUCCAAAGUGGGGAGAGGGGGGCUGGGAACUGGAGGAAGAGCAGGGGGCCUGGAAAGUAGGGGGCCAGACACCCGGGAGAUGCUGCUGGCCCAUCCCUCCCUCCCCUCCCAGAGGCCUCCUUUGGGGUCUGAGGGAAAACCAGCCCCUCCCCCCCUCCCCCGGGGCUUCAUUAGGCCGGGGCUCUGCACGGCCCCUCCCCCUCCCUUCUGGCACCUGUCUGCAGGCUCCCCAGGGGGGAGGGGCGCGGACCUCCCUGGGACAAGAACUAGAACAAGAACAGUAACAAUAACAAUGGGAAUAAUAGCGAGCUCCAAAUCCUGGCGGGAGGCGCGGAGGGUCUCGAGGUUCCAUUUCAUUUCACCGAUUUGCAGACUGAAGCCCCGAGGUUAAGCCUGAUAGGCCUGGCUAGGCCGGCUCCCGGACCUCCCCUUCCCCGGGCACCCACCUGCAGGGUAGCACUGGCCUUCCCAGCCGAGGCGGGACCGGGACGCGGGACUCGGGACUCCUGGGUUCUGAAUAUGUUAAAUAAAAGGGAAAUGAACCAA